ACUGUGGGAGCAGUGACGGAUGACAAGCCCUGCCAGCUGGCAGGAAGAAGGUCAGCAAAGCUGCUGAUAAGAGGUGUAUAAAGAGGUUGGCUCAAGGCAAGGGACAGUGGUCUACUCUGCUGACAACAUGCUGUGCUUCCUGGUGUUCGCCACCCUAGUCCUUUAUGGAAACAGCAUCCCGAACUUUCCAGAAACUAAUGCUCGGGUCGUUGGAGGGACUGAGGCCCAGAAGAAUUCCUGGCCCUCUCAGGUUUCCCUCCAGUACCAGUCUGGAAGUUCCUGGUUUCACACUUGUGGAGGGACCCUUGUCAAAGAGAACUGGGUGUUGACAGCGGCUCACUGCGUGGACCACCCAAUGGUCUUCCGUGUGGUGGCUGGGGACCACAACCUCGGAAAGGAAGAAGGGACGGAGCAGUACAUGGAAGUGGAUAAGAUUGUGAUACACCCGCACUGGGACAGCAAGGACGUGGCUGCCGGCCAUGACAUCGCCCUGCUGCGCCUAACCCAGAGCGUUACCCUCAAUAGUUAUGUCCAGCUGUCUGCUCUGCCCCUGAAAGGAAUCAUUCUGAGAAACAAAUAUCCUUGCUCCAUCACAGGCUGGGGCAGGACCAGGACCGAAGGACGGCUAGCCCAGACCCUUCAUCAGGCGCCCAUGCCCACCGUGGAUCAUGCCACCUGCUCUCACCCUUCCUACUGGGGUUCCGCUGUGAAGACCACCAUGAUGUGUGCUGGUGGAGAUGGAGUUAGCGCUGGAUGUCAGGGUGAUUCUGGAGGUCCCCUCCAUUGCUCGGUGAGAGGCAAGUAUUCUGUCUACGGAGUGACCAGCUUUGUGUCCAGCCUGGGCUGUAAUGUCUCCAUGAAGCCCACAGUCUUCACCCGAGUCUCUGCUUACAUCUUUUGGAUAAAUAGAGUUUUUGAAAACAACUGAACAUUAUCUUGAGUCCAUUGGUCUUCCAAAGAUGGUUCUUAGAUCUGCAAUAGGACUUGAGAUCAACAAGGGAAAAACAGGAUUGGGGGUAUAGCUCAGUGUAGUUUGCUUACCUAGCAUGACCAAAGCCCUGGGUUUGAUUCCCAACGGGGUGGGGUGGGGGCACAAUCUAAGAGACUAUUGAAUGAGAGAUAA
Molecule: messenger RNA, 1123 nt
Organism: Marmota flaviventris (yellow-bellied marmot)
Lineage: Eukaryota; Metazoa; Chordata; Mammalia; Rodentia; Sciuridae
Gene: Cela1
Product: chymotrypsin like elastase 1
Biological process (GO): proteolysis
Molecular function (GO): serine-type endopeptidase activity
Source: RefSeq, a predicted model, not a curated record